AUGAGCAGCACCUCAAAAGAAGUAAUGCAAAAGGUCGAUAGCAUCAUCCAAAGCCGCAGCUUCCCAAACUGGGUAGACAACUUCUUGGAGAAGACAUUUUUCGAAAAAUGUCUUAGCCACGACUUGCAGAAAAACGAACACAAUAGCCACAAGAGCCACGAGAUACUCACCAUUUACAGACAUGUCUAUCAAAAUGUUGUCCCAUUGAGUGAGAUGGAAACUCACAUGGAUUGCCAAACAAUACAGCCUUAUAAAUGUAACAAGAAGUGGGUAGUGUCUUUGACCCCUCUCCCACAUAAUGGGUCUGGCUCGCUCAUUGAAGGCGAUGGAGCUUGCAAUGUGUGCAAGAGAAAGCUCACUGAUUCGGAUCGCUUUCGAUUCUGCUCUAUUUCGUGCAAGGUUCAGGCAAUUUCAGGUGUCCUUGGAGUCGGGACUUCACAAGCAGAGAACCCAUCCAAGCGCAAGAGGAGCCGUAAAGGCGUGCCUCAUAGGGCGCCUUUUUUCUAA
Striga asiatica is the source of this 507-nucleotide messenger RNA. The record is from the annotation of a GenBank genome assembly. NCBI's taxonomy places the organism in Eukaryota, Viridiplantae, Streptophyta, Magnoliopsida, Lamiales, Orobanchaceae.